AUUUUUCACUGUUCUUCAUAUAAAAAAAAGGUUCUAUGGCAUUCAUUGAGUGAACUAUUGGGUUCGAUUGUAACGUAUCAGCUUGAUUAGCGUAUGGCCAUAGAUAGAACGGCCUGCGGGAGGACAACAAAGCGGAAAAAAAUCGUUGUUUCGGCCACUAUUAUGUUCUUUGAAGAGACUUAAAUACGACGAGAUACUAAGGUAAAUUCAGGCGUCUAUCGUUUAAAGGCAGUAAACCCCGACGGCUUGUGUGGAAAAAGAUUAAUUAGGAGCCGCAGGCGACCUAAUUAAUGACACGACAGAUCUAAAUAGGCUUUUUAUAGAAAGCGAUCUUGUUUUCGGAUCAAAAUGCAAUAUUGAGGAUGACUCUCAACUGCAAGUUGAAAUUGGCUAGCAGAUUAUACGCUGUUAUAUAUAUAUAUAUGUAUAUAUAUAUAUAUAGUAAUCUUCAGUUUGCCCCUGUCUACGUAAACAAAGGUUAAGUUAAACAGGGAAUUCGUUUAAUCUUUAUAACUUGGUGGCCUUAGUAAAAGCCGUGGUAUAAAUUCAGCUUUUUAAAAAACUGGUAGCAUUAUGAUUCCCGCCUGUAAAAGGGACAAUUUUUCCUAAUUCUCAUUUGUCUUCAUCCCAGUUGUAUCUUCUAAAAUAUAGCACUUGGUUUUAUCGUCUACCGCGUAGCUGUUUUUAGACUAUCGAUAGAGUCAUAAUUGUCUAUAAUUUAUUCGAGCAAAAUCUCGCAUAAGGGCUGUUCCAUAAAGAUUUGAUUGCUCACUAGAAUAUGAUCGUUGAAUUUAUGCUAUUUUUUGUGGUUUAAAAAUAAGUGGCAGUUAGGAUGAUCGGAAUUGACGGCUGUCAGUACGGCGUAUGACGACUCCUAAGAAAAAUAUUUAUGUAAUUGUCCUUACUUUUCCAUAAGCAACACAGCUGAUAAUAAUGAACACUGGCGUCUAGUGACGAAUCGUCGGCCGAACCGAGAAAAUGAACGCUGUUCUACCUGCAGAAUUUAACCCUUUACUUGGCCCUUGCUCAAAAACUUAACGCAGAAGUGAACUUUGCGAUCUCUGCGCCACGUAGGGUAAUUAUCCCAUAUCGAGAUUGCCUUUAAUCAGCUAACUUGCUAAGUUUGCAACGUAUACCGAAAAUCUCAUAAGAUUUUGGUACAGUUUGUUCAGAAAGUUCACCAUCAGAUUUGAGUCAUCAACGUUAAAGUGGUGUGUAUUUAAAGCAUUUUUACAAAAGCGAAAAGAACGAUACCUGUGGGUAUUUUCGGAUGAUUAGAUCUUUGGAACACUGUGCCAGUGUCAGGUAUUGUACACGUGCACAUUAAUCCAAAUUUAUUUGUAUAAUAGUUCGCUUAAGUGUGUGCCUUGUUGAUCUAACAGACAACGGAAUACUUUGUCCGGACGGAACGGAAACCUUGUCAUGUCUAUCUAAUUCGUUCGAUGCAGUAUUUCUAAAAUUAAAUGUGUGUGUGUGUGUGUGUGUGUUUUUGUUUCACAUCAACGAAAUCGUAUGCAUAAGAGCGAUUUUCAUCUGUGCAUUUUAUCCCUGAGAUUGCUCUUCCAACUCAGUGUUUUCCCUUGUACCACUGCGCUUCGCCAUCGAUGCACCGUUCUAGUGACUGAAUCGAUAAUAUAAUUCUUUGAACUUUGAUAAUUUUGAUCCGUGAUCAAAGACUAUGCGAUCCCAAUGAGAUGAGCCAAAUAAGGUUCUACUUCAGCUGAGCCUAUGAGUUGUUGGAUUCGAUCUCGGGCGGUCGCUUUCCAUGACAAAACGUUGUUGGCAUACUUUGUUAUGAGGUAAACUAUAACAGAGUUAACUCCAUUGGGGUCAUGACGAACGCAAACCGCGUCGUUCCCAACCGGGCGCAUUUGGCCCAGUUAGAAGUUAGAACACACACAGUGAAGAAGAGAGAGGAGCGGCGUGCAUGUCCUUGAGCCUGCCAUAGUGCUCAAACUGAUUUCCAUUCACUAAACAAGCCAUCAAGAGUGCCCAGUAGCCUUUCAUUGCAGGCUCAUGGACGUCACCUUUUUGGUAAAGCGAGUGAUAUAGCCUGGACCUCUCAGAAAAAUGUCCUAACUGUACUUAGAGCGCCCUUUGCGUGCGAACCUUUUGUCGGUUGUGGAUGACGUACUUCGAUUACUUCGAAGGGAAACUGUACGGUGCGGGGGCUAUCAGGUUGACAAGUCCAUUGGCCAGUAUAUUUAGAAACAACGUGUGAUUUUUUUUCGGCACAUACUUUCGUAGGACGAACGUGUUUUUAUGUGGUAUCAAUAAAUACGAUUAAGUGCUAUGUGCAGCUAAAUAGAAGAUACGAAGCCUGCGUCUGUUACUGAUUUGAUCUGUCCCCCAUUAAAGCCGAGCGGUGGAUUAGCUCGACGAAUAAAUUGGCUGGCCACGUUUGGCUGACCCUGCCUCACGGUAGCGGAAUUGUUUUAUUUAUACAAGUCGAAAAAACGUUGUUUUUACCAAAUCUCAAUGUGUAGACUCCACAUUCGUAUUGAGCUCAGUUUUCGUAUAUUUGUAACAACACACAAACGCCUAGAUAAAGCGACACUAAGCCGUACAGAACCUUUUUAAGCGGUUAUCUAACCUAGUAGACCUGAUAAGGGUCGACAUCGAGAUCACGCCAGUGAUGUCUCGUUCGAGUUCACGUCAGCGUAGUCCAUUUUCCGUCGUCGUCGUCGUUGGUGUUGGCAGUACACAGUUAUCGAACAGAAACCAAUGAUAAGCUAAUAGGUGACAUGGUGUUGUCGUGCUCUAAUGAAGCUACGUCCGUGAAAAGUUCGCCAGAGGCACGGGCCUUGCUCACUCAAAUCACCGGCACCAACUAGGCCAUUUCAAUAUCUGCCAUAAACUCAUUUUCUGUGUCCACUUUGAAGCUAGCGCUCGAUUUAUAGGAUAUUCUCGUUAGGCAUCUUAGCCAUUUAGAAAUCGCUAUAGUCUUAACAUAAAGCCCCGUUAAUAAACUUUUUCGAAUAAUUCCAACUUUUCGAAGCAACGAAGUGCGAGGCGUUUGGAAAUCGGACUGGAUGGAAAAUGGCCAAGAAAUUGCAAAUCUUGAAGAUUGGAUGGCAAUAGAUUGAUCCACGUAGUUGUCUCUUCUCUUCUACUUCGCGUGACGAUUUUCCCCGUGUUCUUGGGGCGUACGCUCAGUUCUUCGUUUUCGUCGGUUAUAAAAGCGUUUUUGACACACUAAGUCUUGUUGGUGCUAGGACCAGUUUCUACAACUGCUGGAUGGAUCUCGACUAUAAUUCGUACUGGCUUAAUGCCAAGAUAAUCAUAUGAAAGAAACUCUGAUUGGACUUGACAGCGAUGCGGCUUUUCUACGGCGCAUGUUGUACAUGUUAGGGCCAGCAUAUGUACAGAGAGAACUACUAAUUCUCUGGAAGCGGCAUUUUGUUUUCGAUAGCUCAAGAUCUGAUUGGCUCCUAUCACGUUUUUGAAGACGGAAUUGGGUUCGACGUAGAUGACGUGCAAGUGGUUGCUAUACGUGCAAGGCCUGGCCAUGCGUCUAUUAUUCGGCUGUUUGUUGUAUUCGGCGGUUGUUUGUUUACGUUUGAGUGGAAAGCACUUUGACGUGUAGCGGGUAUAAUGUGGUAUCAAUCAUGCGAUUGUUUAGGUUUUCACGUAUUCUGUUUGACACGUUUAAGUCUCAGCACGAAGAAGUGCGCGACACUACAUAAAAUAGCAAUAGACAAUAGCCGUUAGUCCUACUGUUUUUCGGGCAUUGAAAUCCGCCUAUCUGAGGAUAGUGCCCAUCGGACUGUGAAGUGCAUCAUAGAAUUUGAGCAAUUGAAUUGCUAAGAGCUCGUAUCGGUAUGUAGUUGUGUCUUUUCGUGUUGGUUACAUCAGCUACGGGUGGACUUAGCAUGUGCUUGUUUCAUAAGAAGACCGGCAAGGUAACAGACAACAACAUUUCGUCUAAAGCAAGUCACCUCCUGUCUGCCCGAAUGAAGCGACUUGGCAGUGGUCAGCCUUUUAUCAGCGUCUGGUCGUCGUCGGCUACCCCCCUAAAGCACGAAAGGAUGCUUGGCCAUCAACCUUGAGACGGUGUCGAACCAAGACUUCCCGAACUUUCCAAACCUGAAGUCCUCAAAUAGACGACUCAACAGACAGCGUUAUCUAUGAAUCUUUUUCAAAGCACAGCUCGUUCGACAUACUCGUUGGUGUCCUUCUAGGAGUGCUUACUAAUGUUAUAUUAUCAACAGCCGCAAGUAUCUCAACACAGGUAGUAUUCCAUAUGACGCGCUCCAUUUUUACCUCACUCUGCACAAUUCUAAGACACGACUAAGGAACGAAAGAGGUUGGCUAAGGACCCAGUUCUAUUUCACUAAAAGAGCAACUAAGUUAAAACAGCAUAGCACGUAAGGCGACAAAAAAAACAACCGUUUUUAUCGGCUCACAGCUUGAGCACAAUUGAGCAGAAAUCGGCAAUGUCUGAAACGAGCACCUCAAUGUCGGAAUCGAGUUCGAAGACUUGCAUGGAUGCUAUAUCUCCAAAGAAAAGACACCCAAAUAUAAUGGCGGGUGAACGAGGCGAUGAAGAUCCUAAUCUCUCAUCCAAAUCGAGUGAACUUUCAGUGGAUCCAAGUGAAACCGAUUCGCUGGUGAAGCUUGCACCUUUGCCUACCGAAGUCAACUCAAGCGGAAGCAGUUCAGAUGCGGCCACCUCGAAGGCUCAGGCCUGUGCAGGUCUUUCUAACUGUGUUUUGGAACUGUGUCCUACUUGCAACCCGGACAGUAGUCUUUCCACUAUCAUUAGCCCGACGUAUAACUGCUGCAAAAACGGCCCACUUCAUCACAAGGAGAGAAGCGCACUGCAUAAGCACAGCAGAGCCGUUCAGGAGUACCUGGAUGACUCAGACGAACCGGACCGUGGUGUGGAUGUGGCCAAUUUCCGGGCCGGUUUCUCAGGGCCGCGUAACUUUACGCUUGUACAAUCGCCCACCCGAGAGGACAAGGCACCCUUGCCGCCAUCAGUUAUCUCGCUUGACUUUCAGCGAGUUUCUAUCACAGGCGAGGACACAUCUGGAGUUCCAUAUGAAGACCUUCUUACAGCUGCCAGUAUGCUUGUUAGUGCCCUCAUUAUGCGGCAUAAAUACUGCAAAGCUUCCCUGCAACGAUUCCCAAAGGUUACGGAGCACUUCAUAUUCGGCGGUUCGAAAACGUCAGAUUACGAGACACCGCCGUGUAAACUGGAACCGGAGUACGUGCACACUGAACCUCAGAAGGUUUCUGAUCCAUGGUGUGUAGCUAGCGGAAUGAAUUCGGCUGGACUUUCGUUUGAAAUGCAUGAUGGUGUCGUGCAGGCAUGUAGCUCAAAGGGUGAGAUCCAGCCAUUCCAGUUUAUCACACUGCAGGAAUUCAUUCGCGAUAUGAAUCUCUUGUGCGCGAUGAUCUCUGACGGGCCGCUGAAAUCCUUUUGUUACCGUCGACUUUCCUAUUUAACGAACAAGUUCUCAAUGCACGUCUCGCUCAACGAAAUGAAAGAGCUGCUCGCCCAGAAGAGCGUACCUCAUCGGGACUUCUAUAACAUUCACAAGGUUGAUACGCACGUGCAUGCCGCUUCGUGUAUGAAUCAGAAACAUCUACUACGGUUCAUCAAGAAGAGGAUUAGAGUGGACGCCGAUGACGUCGUAUGCAAGGAUAAAGUAACCGGCGAGAUGACUCUACGUCAAAUGUUUGAAAAAAUGAAUCUGACAGCAUACGAUUUAAGUGUAGACACGCUUGAUAUGCACGCUGAUCGGAACACGUUCCACCGAUUCGAUAAGUUUAAUGACAAAUACAAUCCAGUUGGUGAAUCACGCCUUCGGGAGAUCUUCUUGAAAACCGAUAAUUAUAUAGGAGGCAAAUACUUUGCUGACAUCAUUAAGGAGGUGAUGUCUGACCUUGAAGAUAGCAAAUAUCAAAAUGCAGAACUUCGACUAUCAAUAUAUGGACGAUCUCGUAACGAGUGGGAUACGUUAGCCAAAUGGGCAUUGCAGCAUAACGUCUAUUCCGACCACGUACGAUGGAUCAUCCAAAUACCCCGUAUCUACGAUGUCUUCAAGGCGAAUAAAAUUGUGGACAACUUCGAACAAUUUCUUACAAAUAUCUUCCUUCCGUUGUUCGAGGUAACAAACGAUCCGUCCAGCCACCCUGAGCUGCACCAGUUCCUCAACUACGUCAUUGGACUAGACUCGGUUGACGAUGAAUCGAAGCCCGAAUAUCCCAUGAUCGACAGAGAAGUUCCACUUCCAGCCUCGUGGUCACACGAAGAGAAUCCAGCCUACGUUUACUAUCUUUAUUACAUGCACGCCAAUAUGGCUGUUCUUAAUCACUUCCGUAAAUCACGUGGACUAGAGACGUUCGUACUGCGGCCACAUUGCGGCGAAGCCGGGCCUAUUCAGCAUCUUGUUGGGGGUUUCUUAUUGUCUGAAAGUAUCAACCACGGACUGCUUCUAAGGAAGGUACCUGUUCUCCAGUACCUGUAUUAUCUGUCGCAGAUCGGCAUAGCCAUGUCCCCAUUAUCGAACAACUCGCUCUUUUUGAAUUACCACCGUAACCCACUUAUUGAGUAUCUCAAUCGUGGGCUCUGUGUGUCCUUAUCAACAGACGAUCCCCUCCAGUUUCAUUUUACCCGUGAACCACUCAUGGAGGAGUACUCAAUCGCUGCUCAGGUCUGGAAGUUGAGUAAUGCAGACAUGUGUGAGCUAGCGCGAAACAGCGUACUCAUGAGCGGUUUCCCUGAACCCUUCAAGCGACACUGGUUGGGCGCCGGCUUCGAGCGGGAGGGCGUUGAAGGCAACGAUGUCAGGAAGUCCAACGUGCCCGACAUUCGCGUUGCCUACCGAUUUGAAACGCUUGUUGAAGAAUUGGACAUGUUUUCUGCAGUAAUGCAAAAAAGACGGGCCGAAUUCAACCAAUAGAAUUAUCCUAAUUAUUAAGAUUUACGUAUCAACCAGUUCACAAUAAUUAUUCUCAUUACUAAUAUGACUUACUGCUUUAAUAUUAGAUAUGAUAGCUUUAGCUCAAUGGCUACAUAUGAUAUAGAUCUCGGUUUGAGAAGCAUUCUACUAAGCUGGAUAUUCUGUAAAAGGUUCACAAAACUGAUCACGGUCAACGACGAGCGAUUUGCCUUAAAUUAUGGCCCGAAUAGGUUGAAUCUAUUGUGUAAUAAUAGAAUUGUAUAAGGUAAAAAGAUAGGUAUCUUAACAUGGAGGGUAUGCUGGGCCGAUACAGCAUCGUGCUUGCCGGAUUGUUGAUCUCGGCAGGCCUCGUAGACUACGAACCUCACCGGCAAAACCGUCCCGCAGCAUGUUGACCAUAUCAGCAGCAUCACCCUUUGGCUGUGACCUGUUUGGAAACUGAAGCAAACGAAUAUCUGUAUUGGAGAGCAAGUUAGAGAUAAAAGUUUAACCAAACGAACCUGAAGGUUAGCAGCGGACGCCGUAGACGAUAAUCGUGAAGGCUCCUCCCAAACGGCCUCGCAUAUGACGACGUACCCACACUGGUCCACGUACAAUCAUCACGCGAUCAAAGACUAUAUUAUCUUAUACAUAGAUAUGUAUAAGCAUAUCAAGAAAGUAUAUGUCAAAAAAAUGAAUAAUAAAGAGAGCUUAUUUAC
Molecule: messenger RNA, 7609 nt
Organism: Varroa destructor (honeybee mite)
Lineage: Eukaryota; Metazoa; Arthropoda; Arachnida; Mesostigmata; Varroidae
Product: AMP deaminase 2-like
Biological process (GO): IMP salvage; AMP metabolic process
Cellular component (GO): cytosol
Molecular function (GO): AMP deaminase activity
Source: RefSeq, a predicted model, not a curated record